Helobdella robusta is the source of this 432-nucleotide messenger RNA. RefSeq lists its product as hypothetical. The record is from RefSeq and is a predicted model, not a curated record. Bases 1 to 432 code for a protein of 143 amino acids. The transcript has 2 exons. Lineage: Eukaryota; Metazoa; Annelida; Clitellata; Rhynchobdellida; Glossiphoniidae.
AUGACAGCUAGUAACGACAACCUACUGUCUACAACUUUUGACAAGAAAACCAUCGACAACCACAAACCAAAUCAAAAACAUCAUGAUAGUGACAAGUUGAAUACACCUUUCGUUGCGGCAACAUGGAGCGUUAGAACGUUGUACCAGACUGGGAAAUUUGAGAACAAUUGUCAAAUAUCAGAUAGAGUUUUGUUAGUCAAAAUACGCGCAAAAGCUUUUAACCUUCCUGUUAUUCAAGGUUAUGCGCCAACGUCUGAAUGCAGUGAAGAAGACCUUGACGCUUUUUACAGAUAUCUUGGUGAUGCUUUAAAAAUUUGUAAAUCUCAAAAAGUUGUUAUUACAAAAAAAUACAUGACGUGGUUGGUCCUCACGGGACACUUAAAAGAGAUGAAAGGGAUAGGUAAAAGAGAUGAGAGGAGAAAAUUUGAUUGA